UACUGAUUAGACUAUAGAAAGAAAAUCACUUCUCUUGUUGAAUAUUCCAUCCUAAGGCAAAUUUUAAAUUUCUCUUUUUUUGCAGCACCUGAGAUGUUUACUGCUACAAAAACUUCAGGUUAUUCCUAUGCUGUUGAUUGGUGGUCAUUAGGAAUUACAGCCUAUGAACUCCUCAGAGGCCGGAGACCAUACCACAUUCGCUCUAGUAAUUCUGCCAAUGAAAUUUUGCAUGUGUACAAGACGGCCACCAUCAUGUAUCCUGCUGCUUGGUCACAGGAUAUGAUCGCAUUGAUUAAAAAGUUAGUGGAAAUAAAUUCAGAGGAAAGAUUUUAUCAACUGAGUCAUCUCCAGGAGUAUCCAUACAUGGCUGAUAUCAACUGGGAUGCUGUUUUACAGAAGACAGUAUUGCCUGGAUUUCUUCCUAAUAAAGGGAAGUUAAACUGUGAUCCAACCUUUGAACUUGAAGAAAUGAUCCUGGAGUCAAAGCCACUUCAUAAAAAGAAGAAGCGCUUGGCUAAGAAGGAGAAGGAAAGCAACAAAAAUGAAUCCUCAGAGGCCUGCCAGCUGCAGAAAAACCUGGAGUCAAUACAAAGGGACUUCAUGAUUUUCAACAGAGAAAAGGCACGACAAGAACAUAACAAAAUGCAGGAGAACUUGACGGUGACACAAACCAAAGACAACGAAGAAGAUGAUGACCAAAAUAAUAAUCUUUGAGAUCAAUGUAGUUUUUGCUCAGGUGCUGCUACUACCAAAAAGGGCAGGCUUUUUACUUUAGCUCAUGGAGCUUAGCAAAUAAAAUUGCACACUGCUUUCAAGACAAGGCAGAUACCUUGCUAAGGAACCUUGAGGCUAGAUGCUGAGUCUCUCUUCCCACCAUAAGGACUUGUGGCCUACAAUCCUGCAGAACUACUUAAGGCACAGAUUAUCGUCUUUAUGCCUGUUUAUUUUUCUAAGCUACUUGAGCAUUAACAGAAAAGAGUAUGCUCUUUAAGUACUGUGUAAAAGGCACUCCAAAUAGGGAAAGGUUAAGUCACUUUAUAGGUAUAAUUUCUGUUGAUAAAAUGUUAAAGUUGCUGAUAAUUGGGUUAAAUCCACUGCCUAUGGGAAAACGGUCUUCGCAGGGCUGCUAAAGGGGGUAGCUUCACAUUUUCUUAGAAGUUUUUUAAAAAAAUAGAGCCGAAUUAUAACUCUGCCUUAGAUUGCAAUAGACUUCAAAAUGAAAAUCAUUUUUAAAAUACUUGUACUGAUUAUAUACAAAAUAUCAGACACAGAAUAAGAGGAAAUAUUUUUGCUGUGGGGGUUUUCCACUUAUUGGUACCUUUAAAUAAAGUAGUUCCUAAGAAUAUAUCCAGUAUAUCUUCAAAUUGGGAGGUCUGUGUGUACACUAUAUGAAUCAGGAAAUGGAACAAUGGACAUACAAAUCAAGAUAAUUUCACUAGGGCCAUUUUAUAAGUAGAAUUGACUAGUAAGUGCAAGGGGUCAUUCCAUUUCUUGCAAGGGAUGGAAGGAAAUCAUUAAAAAUGUUUUAAGUCUGAAACUAUCAUAAAGAAAUACUAGCUGUGAUGAUCAUUUGGUAAAAGACUAUUGAUGGCUCUUGGGAAUCAAUAGAUGCUUGGUACAGUUAAUGACAAACUAUUAACUUUGUACCCUGAAGUACAGUUUGUUAUUACAUGUAGUUGGGAAGUGACAGCAAAAAUCCAGGUUGUUGGAAAUUGGCGAGAAAAAAGUAUAUCAAUGUUACAGGUACACCAGGUUAAGCGUAAUUCUUUAUGGGAAGCAAUUUUAUUGCUUGACCCAAUUUUGCUCUGCUUUGCUUUAUGGCUCUAGUCCUCCUUUUCCUGUUUUUUCUUCCCGAGAUACAACAUUGUUAGACAAAAGCCUGGCUAAUACAAUGGAAGUAGGACAUUAUCUUGACAAUUAUUGUAUAUUGUCAAGCUGAAAUCUUUUUUUAAGCCUGUUUGUAGUUUGAGUCGAAAUAUCACCGUGAGGUCACUUGCUAUCUAGUGACUUCUCGAUUCUGUUCUGUUCUGUUCUCUGUAUGUACAAAAUGUGAAAGCAUUCUCAUCCAAUACAAUCUCUUUGAUUUCCAAAGAAAAGUGAAUGUAUUAUGUCCACGCAGUGUGCAUUAUCAUUAAGAGAACAUGGAUGGCUUCUCUACUUGGAUAGUCAGUAGGCAAUCAGAUCAGGGGAUGCUUUCUGCAUUCUUUUAAUCCUAAAAUUUCUUUGAAAUUUUCCUGUUCCACAAGAUCUAAAGAAGUUUAUCUGAACGCAAAGGGUAGCAAAAGGUGAUGGAAGACCUCUUUUCUCUGGAUUGCUUAAAACAGGUAAAUCUGCUACCCUGCAAAUGGAGGUACAGUAGCUCACUUGGGCUUAUAAUUUAAUAAGCUCAAUAACUAGAUUCUUAUUGCAUUUGUAGCUUUUCUCACCCCACAUGGACAGCUAGCUAAGCGAUGAUUCUCAGGUUCCAUCUUGCCACUAUCAUUCUGUUUGGCCUGCUGAACCAGACUGAAUGAUCAGGACAUAGCUACUUACUUUGGAUACUCGUUCCUUCCUGAAACAGAUGGAUAGUUAUGGCACCAGAAUAUCUAGCCUGGGACUGACUCCUUCCAACCGAACUGGAAUGAAAUCUUAAUGAAAAUCAUUGGAGUCCCCAGCAUUAAGCGGCACAAAACACACAAAACUUUAGUGCACACUCUAAAAUGGAUGCAGCAACAUUUUUGUUGGGUGAGGCGAACAGAAAAUCUUGAUCCGUCCUAUGUAUAUGUUGUGGUUCUAUCUACUUUACACAAUUGUUCUGCCCAUUGUGGUUCUGUGUCCUCCUCAGAUGUAAAAAGUAAUCUUCACUCAACCAAAGUUUAUCUACAUUUCAUCUGGUCCCCUCAUCCAGCUCUUGUCCCAAGUUUUCAGCUAUUUAUUGCCUGGAUUUAAAACUUCAGCACUCUUAGAAUGAUGCGGUUGGAAGAGAUAACAAGGAUCAUCGAAUCCUACUCCUAGGUAAUAUAUAAAAUUCAUAGGAUAGGUAGACAAGUCAGCUAUCUGGAUUCUCAUGCAGCUUCUAAAGAUAAAAUCCACAUUUUUUCUCUUAAUUCUCACCCAAAUUAAGGCUGCUCAGUUCCAGCAAGAAUAUUUUACCAAGGAGAAAAAUUAAGAAAGUUGUUAAGUGCUGCAGAGCUACAAAUCCAAUGUGGCCAUUUUUGGGGUACGAGGAUUUGUAGUUCAGCAAUUUUCUCAUGGUUCAUUAGAGCAAUCAGUCCAAAAGCCUCUAUAUCAGCAAAGUGUCUGAAAAAGACAAAGCAUUAAAUGCAAUUGAUCACAUUUCUGGUUUUUUUUGUGAACCAUACAAGCCAGCAGACCAAUAAAGGAGAGGGUCAACCCUACUCCUGCUGCCAUUGUUCAUUUAACUCCACUAGUAGCAGCAAGACAAUUAAGGCAAAAAACAACCCAUCGUUGCAUCUAAAUGACAAAUAUAUCAUAUAUCUUUCUGUGGAUUACAGCCCAAUCCUCAGAUAUUCUCCGUCAUUCUCAUUAGGUAAUAUAUUAGGGCAAAUCUUGCCUCAAAAACUUUCCUUGUCACUGAAAAUUAUUAGGAUUUCCCCCCCAAUACAUGAACGGUCACAAUUCCAGCUGCGAUAUAGAAAAAUCUAGACCUAAAUUGAUAUCUCAGAAUGGUUUGAUACUAGUUAUAGGACAGCUGUUUCUAAAUUUUCUUUAAAUGCCUGAGGCUUCGUAUCUGAUCCUCCACAGCCAGCCCAGUUACUUAGUCUGCUGUACAACACUGUAUUAACCCAGAAAGUUUAGCGAUUCUAUGCCAGUAGACUUUUUAGAUUGAAAAGGAUGUUAAUGGUUAUUUGGGCCCUUUAAGAGCAUAUAUAAGGAUUACACUAUUACUACUUGCCAUUCUGAUCUC
Molecule: messenger RNA, 3907 nt
Organism: Thamnophis sirtalis
Lineage: Eukaryota; Metazoa; Chordata; Lepidosauria; Squamata; Natricidae
Source: RefSeq, a predicted model, not a curated record